Ochotona curzoniae (black-lipped pika) is the source of this 1134-nucleotide messenger RNA. It is a transcript of the gene PAQR5, whose product is annotated as progestin and adipoQ receptor family member 5. Bases 172 to 1128 code for a protein of 318 amino acids. Gene Ontology annotation, cellular component: membrane. The record is from RefSeq and is a predicted model, not a curated record. Gene Ontology annotation, molecular function: signaling receptor activity. The transcript is spliced from 7 exons. Lineage: Eukaryota; Metazoa; Chordata; Mammalia; Lagomorpha; Ochotonidae.
GGCUGGGUGGUGGUGGGGGCAGGGAGCUCCUGCAGGAAUCUCCCCCACCAGCCCCUGACAUCUGGGGUUUGUUGGCUCAGAUAGGCAGCAUCUAUGUCAACCAACCACGAGGGCAUCCACAGACUGGGCAGUGGGCCCCAGGCAGAGGGUGUGCACACGGAAUCCUAGGCAAUGUUCAUGCCAAGAGUGUUCCAUGAGCGGGGCAUACUCUUUGGCUACCGGCACCCGCAGAGUUCCGCCACUGCCUGCAUCCUCAGUCUCUUCCAAAUGACCAAUGAGACCCUCAACAUCUGGACCCACUUGCUACCCUUCUGGUUCUUUGCGUGGAGGUUUACAACGGCACUGUAUGGGACCGACAUCCAGAACGACAGCUACUCGUGGCCAAUGCUCGUGUACAUGGGCACCAGCUGCGUGUACCCCCUUGCGUCCAGCUGUGCGCACACCUUCAGCUCCAUGUCUAGGAAUGCCCGGCACAUCUGCUACUUCCUGGACUACGGCGCUGUCAACCUCUUCAGCCUGGGCUCAGCCAUCGCCUACUCGGCAUAUGCAUUUCCUGACGCGCUGCUGUGUACCACCUUCCAUGACUACUUCGUGACCAUGGCCGUGUUCAACACCAUCCUUAGCACCGGCCUCUCCUGCUACUCCAGGUUUCUUGAAAUCCAGAAUCCAGGGCUCUGCAAGAUGCUUCGCAUCCUGGCCUUUGCCUACCCUUACACCUGGGACUCCCUCCCCAUCUUCUACAGGCUCUUCCUGUUUCCAGGGGAGAGUGACCAGAACGAAGCCACCCUGUACCACCAGAAGCACACAGUCAUGACCCUGCUGGCCUCUUUCUUAUACUCCGCACACCUGCCCGAGCGCCUGGCCCCUGGACGCUUCGACUACAUCGGUCACAGUCACCAGCUGUUUCACGUGUGUGUGAUCCUGGCCACGCACUUGCAGAUGGAAGCCAUACUCCUGGACAAGUCGUCGAGGAAGGAGUGGCUGCUGGCCACCACCAGGCCCUUCUCUUUCCCGCAGAUAGCUGGAGCCAUACUUCUGUGUGUCAUCUUCAGCCUCGGCAACAUAAUUUAUUUCUCAGCUGCUCUGUAUCGAAUUCCUGAGCCGGAAAUACAUAAAAAAGAAACAUGAUUCAAA